Messenger RNA from Dichomitus squalens LYAD-421 SS1, 246 nucleotides. RefSeq lists its product as uncharacterized. The record is from RefSeq and is a predicted model, not a curated record. The transcript has 2 exons. NCBI's taxonomy places the organism in Eukaryota, Fungi, Basidiomycota, Agaricomycetes, Polyporales, Polyporaceae. Bases 1 to 246 code for a protein of 81 amino acids.
AUGAGUAAGCGCUCCUGCUGUCACAUCAGUCACCUGCCUGUGAGUGAGGAUGGGCGCUCCUGGCCGUCACGAGGUCUGGGGUUCGAUCCUGGCUCCUCCACUUUCCGAUACGAGUUGUCCGCGGUCAAGCGGCAGCGAAGAGGUGUCGUCAAGGGCUGGGAGGGAAGUUAUGUUGCUUGGAUGAUUCACGCCGCGAUGUCUAUUGAUCCACACGCCCAGAAGCUGUUCGUAGUUAUCUACCGAUGA